UUAAGAAGAGAGGGCUACUUAACUGUUAGCUACUUAACGACUACGUAAAGAUGCAAUUGGCUCUAACGAAAACAUUUGGUCAGAAGCCAGUUAAGUUUCAAUUGGAACAAGAUGGGGACUUUUACAUGGUUGGGUCGGAGGUUGGAAACUAUUUGCGUAUGUUCAGAGGUUCUUUGUAUAAAAGAUACCCAUCUUUAUGGAGGAGGCUGGCCUCAGUGGAGGAGAGGAAAAAAAUUGUAGCAUCAUCACAUGCCACUAGUGUUACUCUACUGAAGGCAUCUGAAUGUGAAGAGAUCUUUGAGGGAAAUGACGAGAAAUACAAGGCACUGUCCAUCAGCACGGAGCCUCCAGCUUACCUCAGGGAGCAGAAAGCAAAAAGAAGCAGUCAGUGGGUCCCCACAUUGCCCAACAGCUCUCACCAUCUAGAUGCUGUGCCUUGCUCAACCACCAUCAACCGAAACAGAAUUGGACGUGACAAGAAGAGGACCUUUCCCCUGUGUUUUGACGACCAUGACCCUGCAGUUAUCCAUGAGAAUGCGGCCCAGGUAGAGGCUCUGGUUCCAAUUCGUCUGGACAUGGAGAUAGAAGGACAGAAACUACGAGAUGCCUUCACGUGGAACAUGAAUGAGAAACUGAUGACCCCAGAGAUGUUUGCAGAGAUUUUGUGUGAUGACCUAGACCUGAAUCCUCUGGCCUUUGUCCCUGCCAUUGCCUCAGCCAUUCGCCAGCAGAUUGAGUCCUACCCAGCUGACAGCGUACUAGAGGAGCAGGCUGACCAGAGAAUCAUCAUUAAGCUGAACAUCCAUGUUGGAAACAUCUCUUUAGUGGACCAGUUUGAGUGGGACAUGUCAGAGAGGGAGAAUUCCCCAGAGUCGUUUGCACUGAAACUAUGCUCUGAGCUGGGUUUGGGCGGAGAGUUUGUCACCACUAUCGCCUACAGCAUUCGAGGUCAACUCAGCUGGCACCAGAGGACAUAUGCCUUCAGUGAGAAUCCACUCCCCACUGUGGAGAUUGCCAUCCGCAACACAGGUGAUGCAGACCAGUGGUGCCCCCUGCUGGAGACACUCACAGAUGCUGAAAUGGAGAAGAAGAUCCGAGACCAAGACAGGAACACAAGGCGUAUGAGAAGACUGGCCAACACUGCUCCAUCCUGGUAGAAAGAGACGUGAAGCAACAGUAGCUGACACUCUAUUGUCUCUUUUUAUUGUCAAUCGAUCAAGUUUAACACACUCACUAAUAUUGAUUAAGUAUAUGGAUAUUCAUGUUAGCAUGAACACAGACAUGUUCAGUCUCCAUGGGCGUUUCCAUUGACUGAGCACAACACACACAUCCAUGCAUUCCACUAUUCCAAUAUAAUGGCAGUGACCACAAAUAUAUCAAUAUAUAGGAAACACAGAGAAUUGUAAAAAAACUUGAGUAAUAAUGGGUUUAUUGUGAAACUAGCCUUUCAGAGGAAGUCAGCCUACUAGGUGUCUUUUAGUGUGGCACUGGACACAGUUGCAUUUACACAGCUAAAAGAAGGUGACUAUAUCCGUCCCAGACUAACAGCAAAUGUGGUCAGAGUGAUUGGAUCUUAUAUUCGUCCCUUACAUGUCUUCGGCCAUUUCACUUGUAAUUUGAGCUGUCCAUUUAUGACAUCACUCAGGAAGAACAGGUCGCAGUGACAACAGGGCCACUUCUUAAAUCACAUAAAACAUCCUACAUAUAGGCUUUAAUACAUUUUAUGAACCACAUCUGUGAUUAAGCUUCUUCUUCACACUGAUGCUGAUUACCUGACUGAAAUGAGACACCUGUGGCUCUGAUUUGCAAGGCAGUUAAUCAGAGAGCUGGUUUGUUUUUAGCAUGGAGACUGUGUUCUGACCUUGGUUAGUGGUUAUGAUCAGUCAUGUGUGUCAGUGUCCACCUGCAUGCAAAAACAUAGGUAGCUUGUACACGGCACUGUACCUCAUAUUACAUCACUGUCUGUGAUUUGAGUCUUAAUAUUACAGUGAGCUUGGUAUUUUGUUAAGUAGAGAGCAUAUUUUUAAGAACAUCUCUGAAAUUGUAUGUAUAUGAUGUAUUAAUGCUUUUUGUUUUCUUUUUUUGUAAAAUUGCUUACCUUUAUAAUGGACUCAAUUUGUUUGAAAAUAAAGACCAUUUGUUGGGAAAUA
This is a messenger RNA of Limanda limanda (common dab), 2150 nucleotides long. RefSeq names its product SWI/SNF-related matrix-associated actin-dependent regulator of chromatin subfamily B member 1-like. Gene Ontology annotation, cellular component: nuclear chromosome; nucleus. Bases 51 to 1157 code for a protein of 368 amino acids. Gene Ontology annotation, molecular function: transcription coregulator activity. The record is from RefSeq and is a predicted model, not a curated record. Gene Ontology annotation, biological process: regulation of transcription by RNA polymerase II; chromatin remodeling. NCBI's taxonomy places the organism in Eukaryota, Metazoa, Chordata, Actinopteri, Pleuronectiformes, Pleuronectidae. The transcript is spliced from 9 exons.